Scleropages formosus (Asian bonytongue) is the source of this 2698-nucleotide messenger RNA. It is a transcript of the gene ddx61, whose product is annotated as DEAD (Asp-Glu-Ala-Asp) box helicase 61. The transcript has 14 exons. The coding region runs from base 1136 to 2620 and encodes 494 amino acids. The record is from RefSeq and is a predicted model, not a curated record. Lineage: Eukaryota; Metazoa; Chordata; Actinopteri; Osteoglossiformes; Osteoglossidae. Gene Ontology annotation, molecular function: ATP binding; RNA helicase activity; nucleic acid binding.
CAUCAUUUAGCACCUCGUAACACCGUAAAUAAUUACCUUCUCUCCCCAUUAAUUGUAUUACAGUAACAGCGUGUAAUUAAGAACUCCACUACCCAGCAUGCACCAGCGGUAAGGCUGUUAGGUUUCGUGACGAAACGGUUUGAGUGCAAAGAAACAGCGAGCGAGAGAGAAAGAGGACGGCCAUGUUAAAUUUCGAAUUUUCACUGAGAGAAGACAACAAUAGAAAAAGACGAGUUGAUCCAAGUACAUAUUUUCGGAGCUCGGAUAUAUUAAUAAGGAAACCGAAGAACGCCCUUGAUUAAACGAUUUGUGAAGGUCGCAACAAAGGGAAAAGGUCAAAAGAUUUGAGCUGUUGGCUUAUUGACAGCAGAGGAGCACUCAAGCUGUGAUUUCUUCACUACAGAGAUCGUAGAGACCAGCUGUCGGUGAAGAGACUGAACUUAGGAGCGGAUCACUGAAAGAAUCAUACAGAUUGGACAGCAUUUUGCUUUUGGACUCUCAGUGGUCCAUUUUGCAAAGUUCAUUUUCAUCCACAACGGACUUUUUCUGAAGCAUCAAUAGAUGAGCAAGUGUUGGACUCAAUAGUGAAUAUUUGAUUUGAAUAUAUGGACCAUUAAGAGGAGGGUUAGAAGCAUACAGGACAUUUAAAUAGAGUACUUGAAGACUCUGUGAGGGGGGAGAAGCACAGAAAUUUUGACCAAAACCAAUAAUUACUGUCCGUUUGAACUUGUAGGACGUCAGAAGACUUCUGUUGCUUCAGAUUGCCUUAGCAGUUCUUACCUAGAACUUGUCACACAGUACACGUUCAAAUACAAUUUUCUAUAUUGUGUACGUGUAUGUAAUUUAUUUAUUCACAUAAAUGAUCAUUUCUCUUCAUAUGGAAGAGUGCUCAUGUAUAUAAACCUUUUUUGUACAUCAGAUGCUCUUUUUUUUAAGAGUUAAGCACUGUACGUGUGUGUAAAUAUAUAUGUAAAGUUCUUUAAAAGUAAGUUAUAAAAUCUCAAGACUCAACACUUGUCAGUUUUAUAACUUUACAGAAGAAGGCAUUAAAAUCUCAGUGAAGGAGAAACCUGUAAAGCCUGACAAGUUAGCAAUUUGAACAAGUAGAGGAAGUCGACCCAAAAGUUUCUGGGAAAUGGCAACUGCAAGAACAGAAAAUCCUGCUACUAUGGUAAUGGGACUGAACAAGCAAAAUGGGCAAAUGAGAGGGCAAUCUAAAGCUGCCACUGUUCCAUCAGCAACGCUGUCUGUGGGUGCUCAGUCAGGAAAGAUCCCCAGUGGCUCUCAAAAAGGAAUGAGUGCCCCCCAAAUCAGCAGUGGCAUCAGAUUUGGUGAUGACUGGAAGAAGUGCCUGCAGCUUCCACCUAAGGACAUGCGAGUAAAAACAUCAGAUGUGACAGCAACAAAGGGCAAUGAGUUCGAAGACUACUGCCUGAAGCGUGAGCUUCUCAUGGGCAUCUUUGAGAUGGGUUGGGAGAAGCCCUCUCCUAUUCAGGAGGAAAGCAUUCCCAUCGCUCUGUCUGGCAGGGACAUACUGGCCCGGGCCAAGAAUGGCACAGGCAAAAGUGGCGCCUACCUCAUCCCCCUUUUAGAGAGGAUUGACUUAAAGAAAGACCACAUACAGGCCAUGGUUUUAGUGCCCACUCGAGAACUGGCCCUGCAAGUCAGCCAGAUCAGCAUCCAGCUCAGCAAGCACUUGGGUGGGGUCAAAAUAAUGGCUACAACAGGGGGCACCAACCUUAGGGAUGACAUCAUGAGACUGGAUGAAACGGUUCAUGUGGUGAUAGCUACCCCAGGCAGGAUUCUGGAUCUGAUUAAGAAGGGAGUGGCCAAAGUGGACAGAGUUCAAAUGAUGGUGAUGGAUGAGGCAGAUAAACUGCUGUCUCAAGACUUUGUGGUCCUGAUAGAGGAGAUCAUUGGUUUCCUAGCAAAAAAUCGACAGAUUCUUCUGUAUUCUGCCACUUUUCCAAUUAGUGUCCAGAAGUUUAUGUCAAAGCACCUGCAGAAACCAUAUGAAAUUAAUCUGAUGGAUGAGUUGACACUGAAGGGCAUCACUCAGUACUACGCAUAUGUUACAGAGAAGCAGAAAGUACACUGUCUCAACACGUUGUUUUCCAGGCUGCAAAUCAACCAGUCCAUCAUUUUCUGUAACUCAACCCAGAGGGUAGAAUUGCUGGCUAAGAAGAUCACCCAGCUUGGGUACUCAUGCUUCUACAUUCAUGCUAAAAUGAUGCAGGAGUACAGGAACCGUGUAUUUCAUGAUUUCAGGAAUGGAUUGUGCAGAAAUUUGGUGUGCACAGAUCUUUUCACUAGAGGAAUUGAUAUCCAGGCUGUGAAUGUUGUCAUCAACUUUGACUUCCCCAAAAAUGCUGAAACGUACCUGCAUCGUAUUGGCAGAUCAGGGAGAUUUGGUCAUCUGGGCCUUGCCAUCAACUUGAUUACUUCAGAGGACCGCUUUAAUCUGAAGGCCAUUGAGGACCAACUGGUCACUGACAUAAAGCCCAUUCCUGGCACCAUUGACAAGAGCCUGUACGUGGCAGAGUUCCACUCCACAAACCCAGAUGGUGAGGGUGAGGAGGGGGAUGGAGAGCCUGGCCGCAGAGAACGGCAUGGUCCCUAACUGGGCAAUAGGACAUACCUGGCUUUUGCACAAAAUAUGCUUCUGUGCAGACAUGAAGCUUUUUUUUUUUUUUUUUUU